Prunus armeniaca (apricot) is the source of this 204-nucleotide messenger RNA. Lineage: Eukaryota; Viridiplantae; Streptophyta; Magnoliopsida; Rosales; Rosaceae. The record is from the annotation of a GenBank genome assembly.
AUGGCGGAUCUGCUUUACCGUUUCAAGCGGUACAAUCCUGGGCGGAAGCUAAACCUUAACUUCAUCGCCGAUCUUCCUCCUCAACCGGAAGGUCUCACCGAGGAGAUGAUUGAAGACUAUGAAGGGGAGGACGCCCCGGAAGAGGUCCCUGCCGCCGAAAGCUCUGCCCAUGCCGAAGAAGUUCAUGCCGAUGCUGAUCUUUAA